GUCAUUUAUUUGUCUUGAUAUGUCAUUUUAGUUUUUAUUUUAUUUAAAAAUGGCGGACGAUGCUUCAAGCAGUAGCGGUUGCGCCGGCAAUUUAAUAGAUAACUCAAUAAAUCAAGAUGAGUUGAUUAUGAAACAACAACGGGAGAUAGAGAAAGAGAUAUCUGAAACGAUACCGCUUGUAGGCGAACUUGAAGCAUUGUCGUCGCUAGAAAAAGAAUAUAAUGAGGAUCCCGUGUACCUGUUAAAAGUAAAAGAUUUGUCGUCUAAAUAUAAGUAUAUUAGGAGAACACGGCCGGACGGCAACUGUUUCUUCCGAGCGUUCUCAUACGCGUAUUUAGAACACCUACUGACGGAUAAGAGUGAAUUUGAUAAGUUUUAUGAAAUAGCGAAAAAUUCUAAGGAAAUUCUUGUCGCCUUAGGUUUUUCACAGUUCACAGUGGAAGAUUUUUAUGAAACGUUUAUGGAAGUUGUGCAGCGGGUGGGGGAACAAGCAGGAGGGUCCCAAGAUUCUCUGGAAUCAGUUAGGGCUGAGUUGCAUGAUAAGUUCAAUAAACAAGGCUAUUCUGACUAUAUAGUGGUGUACUUGCGUCUUGUCACAUCGGGACAGCUGCAGACAGAGAAUGAUUUCUAUCAGAAUUUCAUUGAGGGACCACGCACUGUAACUGAGUUCUGCAGACAGGAAGUAGAACCGAUGUACAAGGAGUCAGACCAUAUCCAUAUAAUAGCACUGAGCAAUGCAUUGAAUGUUGGGGUAAGAGUGAAAUACAUGGAUCGCGGCGAGGGAAGUCAGGUUAGUAAGGUACACAUCACAUUGCAUUAUAAAUAUACAUUGUUUUACUAGAUCACUGUUUCUUAAACAAAGGAAUUGCAACUUGCUAAGUCAGAUUGAGCUAGAUGAUCAACUCUACUGGCAGAUUAAUCCCACUAAUGAAAAGUAUGUAAUAUCUUUUAUUCAUGUAUUUCAAUGUAAGUUUACUGGGUUAAUAAAUUAAUAAUACAUAUGCUUUGCAGGUCAUAGCUCACGACUUUCCCGAGGGUUCGAAGCCACUGGUGCACUUACUCUAUCGCCCUGGACACUACGAUAUACUGUACGCGUGAUCAUGAUAGCACCUCCAAUAACCUCUUACGAUAAUAAAGUUAAUUAUCUUACAUACAAA
Messenger RNA from Spodoptera exigua (beet armyworm), 1157 nucleotides. NCBI's taxonomy places the organism in Eukaryota, Metazoa, Arthropoda, Insecta, Lepidoptera, Noctuidae. The record is from the annotation of a GenBank genome assembly.